GCGCGACCCCCUCCCCCCGGAGCUAUAAAGGACCGGCGGCCGCUCGCCUCCGUCGCUCCACGCGCGCGCGAACGCGGCGGCCAGGCUUGCACGCGGCUCCUGCUGGGCAGACUCCGGGGUGAGAUGGAGUGGGUGUGGGCGCUCGUGCUGCUGGCGGCUCUGGGAGGCGGCAACGCCGAGCGCGACUGCAGGGUGAGCAGCUUCCGAGUCAAGGAGAACUUCGACAAGGCUCGUUUCUCUGGGCUCUGGUAUGCCAUCGCCAAAAAGGACCCCGAGGGUCUCUUUUUGCAAGACAACAUCAUCGCUGAGUUUUCUGUGGACGAGAAGGGUCAUAUGAGCGCCACAGCCAAGGGACGAGUCCGUCUUCUGAGCAACUGGGAAGUGUGUGCAGACAUGGUGGGCACUUUCACAGACACUGAAGAUCCUGCCAAGUUCAAGAUGAAGUACUGGGGUGUUGCCUCCUUUCUCCAGCGAGGAAACGAUGACCACUGGAUCAUCGACACGGACUACGACACCUUCGCUCUGCAGUACUCCUGCCGCCUGCAGAAUCUGGAUGGUACCUGUGCAGACAGUUACUCCUUUGUGUUUUCUCGUGACCCCAAUGGCCUGAGCCCAGAGACACGGAGGCUGGUGAGGCAGCGGCAGGAGGAGCUAUGCCUAGAGAGGCAGUACAGAUGGAUUGAACACAAUGGUUACUGUCAAAGCAGACCCUCCAGAAACAGUUUGUAGCAACGUCUAGGAUGUGAAGUUUGAAAACUUCUGAUUAGCUUUCAUCUGGUCUUCAUUUCUAUUUAUCUUAGAAGUUUAGUUUCCCUCACCUCCCCUACCUUCUCUAGGUGGACAUUAAACCAUCGUCCAAAGUACAUGGGAGUGACUGACUCUGUUCACACAACUGUAUGUCUUACUGAAGGUCCCUGAAAGACGUUUGAGGCUUGGGAUUCCAAACUUGGUUUAUUAAACAUAUAGUCACCAUCUUC
Messenger RNA from Mus caroli (Ryukyu mouse), 977 nucleotides. It is a transcript of the gene Rbp4, whose product is annotated as retinol binding protein 4. Gene Ontology annotation, molecular function: retinol binding; retinol transmembrane transporter activity. NCBI's taxonomy places the organism in Eukaryota, Metazoa, Chordata, Mammalia, Rodentia, Muridae. The record is from RefSeq and is a predicted model, not a curated record. Gene Ontology annotation, biological process: retinol transport.